Molecule: messenger RNA, 4282 nt
Organism: Pungitius pungitius (ninespine stickleback)
Lineage: Eukaryota; Metazoa; Chordata; Actinopteri; Perciformes; Gasterosteidae
Product: zinc finger X-chromosomal protein
Exons: 8
Coding region: 576-2861 (761 amino acids)
Biological process (GO): regulation of DNA-templated transcription
Cellular component (GO): nucleus
Molecular function (GO): DNA-binding transcription factor activity, RNA polymerase II-specific; metal ion binding; RNA polymerase II cis-regulatory region sequence-specific DNA binding
Source: RefSeq, a predicted model, not a curated record
UCAGCGGUUUGUUUAAAUGUUGGAUGCUCUGAGCCAGAGGGUCAUAGUUUAAUCACUUUUCUGUUCUACACCUCUCCGCCGCACACACGUCUGCUGUUUGGAAAAACCGAAGCAGUCCUCGACCCGUUAUUAGCCAUACGAACCUCCGGGCAUGAACUAAUUAAAAUUAACACUACAGUGCACGUUUUGACAAACCCCGUCUGAACAGCCGUCCUCAGAUUAUGGCCUGUUUGCUGCCUGCCGGUGUGAUUUCCACCACAACCCUUCCGCAUUUUCCUGCUGCUAUCGGGCUGUGACGUGUCGUGCUGACGGCGGCCUCGGAGCUGGAGGAGCGGGGGGCUGUAGCAUGACAAGAUCUGGCUCCAGACGUCCUGCUUGGCUUUCACCGGAGCUCCAGAAGCAACCCAUAACCCCUCCUUCUCUGCCUCUCUCCGGCCCGCCCAAAUAACACAAAAUUCCCGACUGAAUCCUGCCCGAGUCUGGGGGAACCAGGCGGCCCGGGAAGCCGAGGUGCGGACGGAGGCCAUCCCUGCAGCAUACAUCUGCUGUUUAGUAACAAAUGCAGUGCGAGGACAAUGGAUGAGGAUGUCACCAGGCUUACAAUACAUUCUGAAGAGCCUAAAAUAAUACUACACGGAUUGGAUGAGGGUGGUGCCGGCGGGCAGGAGUUUGUUGUGGAGCUUCAAGAGACUGUGUUGGUGUCUGAAGGCGAGGGGGAAGCCAUGGCAGUCCACAGGUUUGCCCCAGACGAGCUAGUCAUCCAGGAUGCGGUUGAGGAUGUGGUCUCGGAGUAUGUGCACUGUGAUGAAGAUGAAGACGUCGCAGUUGAAACCUGCGUGAUGGCUCUUGACGGGGAUGAGGAAGGUGUUGCCAUGGGAGACAUUCCUGAUGAUGGGCUGGACCCAGAGCAGCAGGAGGAAGACCAAGAUGGGUGUGGAGAUUAUCUAAUGAUAUCCUUGGACGAAGCAGGAAAAAUGGUAUCAGAGGAUGGAACGGAGGUAACAGUGGAGGGAGCUGUGGAGGAUCAAGAAGUUGAGAAGGAUGAGGAUGGCCAGGAAGUGAUAAAGGUGUACAUCUUCAAGGCUGACUCUGGGGAGGAUGACAUGGGAGAAUCGGUCGACAUCAGCGACGGUGACGCGGAGAGCAUGGCGCUGACGGAGCCUUCAGGCCAGACGCUCCGAGAAAAGAUGGUCUACAUGUCUGUGGGGGACUCUCAUCACAACCAAGGAAACCAUGGUGGGUCCAAGGUGACUGAUGAGGUUUAUAUGGAGGUGGUGGUAGGAGGCGAAGAGCCAGUAACUCACGACCGCUCGUAUGACAGCGUGUCUCUAAGCAAGGACUUCAUGCCUGUGGCCUGGGCAGCUGCUUAUGGUGCGGAGGACAGCGAGAGCUGUGAAAACCGAAACGGUGCGGCCAGCGCACUGCUGCACAUAGAUGAGUCUGACGGGGUGGACGAAGUGGGCAGGCAGCGCAACAAGAGCAAGAGGCGGUCGGAGCCUCGCCAGGUACAGACAGCCAUCAUCAUCGGCCCGUACGGUCAGCCUCUGACCGUUUACCCCUGCAUGCUCUGUGGUAAGAAGUUCAAGUCACGAGGCUUCCUGAAACGCCACACCAAGAAUCACCACCAGGAGGUUCUAACCAGGAAAAAGUACCAAUGUACGGACUGUGACUUCACCACCAACAAGAAAGCCAGCCUCCACAACCACAUGGAGGUGCACGCUCUGAGCAGCAAGGCCCCCUUCGAGUGUGAAAUGUGUGGCAAGGAGUUCCACCAGCAGGCGGCGUUGUUUUCUCACCGACUGCAGCAUCACCAUCGAGAGCCCAAGGGCCAGCAGCAGCAGCAGCAGCAGCAGCAGCAGCCCGCGACGCCCAACAAGAUGCACAAAUGCAAGUUCUGUGACUAUGAAACGGCGGAGCAGGGGCUCCUCAAUCGUCACCUGCUGGCGGUCCACAGUAAAAGCUUCCCCCACAUCUGCGUGGAAUGCGGAAAAGGCUUCCGCCAUCCCUCGGAGUUGAAGAAACACAUGCGCACGCACACGGGCGAGAAGCCGUACUCCUGCCUUUACUGCGACUACAAGUCGGCCGACUCCUCCAAUCUCAAGACUCACAUCAAGACGAAGCAUAGCAAGGAGAUGCCGUACAAAUGCGAGCGCUGUUUCCAGACCUUCGCCGAGGAGGAGGAGCUGAUGCAGCACGGACUAACGCACGAGGAGAAUAAGACCCACCUUUGUGCCCACUGUGACCACAAGAGCUCCAACUCCAGUGACCUGAAGCGCCAUAUCAUCUCCGUUCACACCAAGGACUACCCACACAAAUGUGCCAUCUGUGGUAAAGGCUUCCACCGGCCGUCCGAACUGAAGAAGCACUCGGUGUCGCACCGCACCAAGAAACUCCACCAGUGCCGCCACUGCAACUUCAAAAUCGCCGACCCGUUUAUUCUCAGUCGCCAUAUCUUGUCGGUCCACACGAAGGAGCCACAGGCCUCUCCCGAAAAGAGUGAGCCAAAGAGGACAGAGACGCACACUCCCGCCGCGCCGCCCAAGAAGUCUGCGCCGAGCUCGUCCAGCGCCGCAGCCGCCGCCGCUGCCGCCGCCGGCCCGGCCGGCAGAGUGAGCGCGGCCAGCUUGGCCAGCAGCGUGACCGUGGUCAUCGGCAAGGGACACAAAGAGAGGCGGAUUUACCAGUGCCAGUACUGCGACUACAGCACCGGCGACGCGUCGGGGUUCAAGCGGCACGUGAUUUCCAUUCACACUAAGGACUACCCGCACCGCUGCGAGAUCUGUUCAAAGGGCUUCCGGCGUCCCUCGGAGAAGAACCAGCAUAUCCUGCGCCACCACAAAGACGGGGGGCAGGCUGAGUGACUCUGACUGGGCCAAAUACUGUGCCACACACACACUCUCUCAAGGACAAAAGCAACCAUCGCACCCCAAUCUCUGCACCCUCAGCACGCCACCGCGCGCGCUGCACUUAUAGUCCGUUCCGUUGUCUCUGCUCUUCUUUUGCGCCUCGGCCCAAUGUUUGUUCAGAAAUGUAAACACGUGUACAUAACGUUGACGCUCUGUCCGAGAUGGCAACAGCAGGACCCUUCUGUAUGUAGACUUGCACUUUUAACUGCAUGUCCCUUUGCUGGUGACAGUUUGCAUGGCAGGUUGUGCAGAUGUCUCUUUUGUAGAUAUACAUUUUUAUUUUUUAAUUUUUGCAGGCAACAAUCAGUUGUCAAUCACUACGGUCCUAAUUACUUGUCUCAAAACUGAAGUGUGAUUUGCAAAACAUUUGCAUCGUUUUGGUUAAAAUGUACUUAAAUCCAAUUAGCACCCUGUUCCCAGUAGCACUUGCCGUCGAUGAAAUGCAUCGAGUCGUGUGUGUGUGUGUGUGUGUGUGUGUCUGUGUGAUAUGUGCGCGAAUGAACGAGAGCGGAAGCGUGAAUGUCGAACCGACAUCUGUGGUGCUUCCUGGUGCUCCAACCCCACCACUCUGUAACGUAGUGCUUUUUUCGCUGUGUUGUUAAAAACACAAGGGUGGCCGCCGCAGAGGAAAGGGCGCCACGGUAAAACCGUGUGUGUGUGUGUGUGUGUGUGUGUGUGUGUGUGCACCACUAUCACGACGCUCAGCGCUUGGUUAUCACAUAGCUGAUAUUUCAGUUUCCAGUCCGUAAGUGCACUGUAAGCCGGUCGGAACAAGCACAGGCGAAGCCCUGACUCGAUGCUACCCGGAGAGGGAAAUCCCAUUCGUUGGAAAAACUUGUGUUUUCACAAUUAGUGCUGACAACAAGGAGUGGAACCUGUUCCUGACAUGAAUUGAGUGGAUAUCUGUUAAAUUCAAACGUCAGUAUGAUACUGAUUAUAAGGCUGGGUUUAAAAAAAGAGAGAAAACGUUCACAUCAGUUGCCCAAUUCAACUCUGGCCUGAAUGGGGAUUUCACAGCGUAACUGGUGCUGCUAUGGAUUGAACUCAGUUUGGCCCUCACAUGUAGAAAGGGAAAAUGUUUCUUUCUAGAUGCAACUUCAGAAGGCAGGUGCUGGUGGUGUACUUGUACGUUGGCUUUUUACAUUUUUGUUAUCACCUGUGAUUAUUCCUGUUUUUAUAUUUAUUUCAUUUACAAGUUGUUGUAUAGUUAAGUGUAACUAGACUUCUAUGGGACGUAAAUUAUUGUUUUGUAUACAAAUCUGUACAAAGCGUGUAGAUGUAAACACUUGAUAAAACGGAAAUCUGAACUGUGUUGUUAUGGAUGUACUUCAACGUAUUUGUUAAAAAAAGAUAAUAAAAGCAAAGUAUUUUAACCA